Messenger RNA from Thyridium curvatum, 612 nucleotides. RefSeq lists its product as uncharacterized. NCBI's taxonomy places the organism in Eukaryota, Fungi, Ascomycota, Sordariomycetes, Thyridiales, Thyridiaceae. Gene Ontology annotation, cellular component: COPI vesicle coat. Gene Ontology annotation, biological process: intracellular protein transport; retrograde vesicle-mediated transport, Golgi to endoplasmic reticulum; intra-Golgi vesicle-mediated transport. The transcript has 3 exons. The record is from RefSeq and is a predicted model, not a curated record. The coding region runs from base 1 to 612 and encodes 203 amino acids.
AUGUCUCCCGGCAUGUCCUUAUUCUCGGUGAAUGCCGUCAUCAUUUUGAGCAGCGAUGACGGCUCCCGCCUCUUCAGCAAAUACUACACCGCACCCCACCAACCGGCCACCGGUGCCGGUCACGCCUCCGCUGCGCCGACCCCCAAGAACCCCUACCCCGACGUCAAGUCCCAAAAGUCCUUCGAGAAGGGCCUGCUAGAGAAGACGGCCAAGCAGACGGGAGACAUCAUCCUCUACGACAACAGGAUCGUGCUGUACAAGAUGGAGUCGGACGUCAUGAUGUACGUCGUGGGCGGUGCCGACGAGAACGAGGUCCUGCUCUACAACGUCAUCCUGGCGCUGCGCGAUUCACUACAUCUGCUCUUCAAACAAUCCGUAGACAAGCGCACCAUCAUCGAGAACUACGACCUCGUCUCGCUCGCCAUCGACGAGAUUGUCGACGACGGCAUCAUCCUCGAGACUGACCCCACCAUCAUCGUCCAGAGGGUGAGCAAAGCGCCGACCCAGGACGUCGACCUGCGCCGCAUCGACCCCUUCAGCGAGCAGGGCGUCAACAACCUGGCGCAGCUGGGCAGGGCCAAGCUGACGGACUGGCUGAGGCAAGGGCUGUGA